AUGGGAGCUGCGUCCAAUCUCCUCUUUGUUGAGUCUCCAGCUGGAGUAGGAUGGUCAUAUUCAAAUACAACUUCCGAUUACAAUGCUUGGGAUAUCUCAACAGGGCAUUACAUACCACAGUCGGCUGUUGCUUUACUGGAUCAUAAUGCCAAUUCAAGUGCUUUUAAGUUCAACAUAAAAGGAGUUGCUAUAGGAAAUCCUUUGCUCAAACUUGAUCGAGAUAUUCAGGCUGAAUAUGAGUUCUUAUGGUCACAUGGGAUGAUUUCUGAUGAAAUUGGUCUCACCAUAAUCAAGGAGUGUAACUUCAAUGAUUACAGUUUUGGCAAUCCUGAUAAUAAUUGGAGAUCAAGAUUCUGUAGCUCCACUGCUGGGAGCCUGGGAUCCCGCACGAUGAUUCAUGAACUUGCUCGUGACUUAAAUUUGAAGGUCACUGUUCCUUAUGGAGCCUGGUUUCAUAAAGAGCAGGUAGGAGGUUGGUCAAUUGAGUACGGAAAUUUGUUGACCUUUGCUACAGUAAGGGGUGCUGCACAUAUGGUGCUCUAUUCACAGCCAGCAAGGGCUUUACAUCUCUUCAGCUAUUUUGUUCGUGGACAAAGAUUGCCAAAUGCAACACGCCUGCCCACCGAUCACUAA
Messenger RNA from Beta vulgaris subsp. vulgaris (sugar beet), 633 nucleotides. Its product is annotated as serine carboxypeptidase-like 42. The transcript is spliced from 6 exons. Lineage: Eukaryota; Viridiplantae; Streptophyta; Magnoliopsida; Caryophyllales; Amaranthaceae. The coding region runs from base 1 to 633 and encodes 210 amino acids. Gene Ontology annotation, molecular function: serine-type carboxypeptidase activity. The record is from RefSeq and is a predicted model, not a curated record. Gene Ontology annotation, biological process: proteolysis.